Notechis scutatus (mainland tiger snake) is the source of this 803-nucleotide messenger RNA. Lineage: Eukaryota; Metazoa; Chordata; Lepidosauria; Squamata; Elapidae. The record is from RefSeq and is a predicted model, not a curated record.
GCGCGAGCGCUCUCUUCCGAAGUUCCUUCGAGAGCGGUUGGAGGUGGCAACGGAGGGGCGCUCGAGGCGACCGUUGAAGAGGCGGGGCUCCCCCGAACGCCCCCGAGGGAGAGCGGCAGUUGCCCCGAGGGGCGCUUAAGCGCCUGGUGCGGUUGCCACCGACAGCUCUUCCUUCUCCAAACAAUGAACGAGUCCCCUACGGUAGCCGGGCCCUGUCUGGCUGGUCCGCUCGCUAUGGGUGGGGAGAACGAGGCUGAAAGCCGUCAAGGCCCUGCGGACCGAGCCAACGGAGAGUCUCGCCUCAAUCUCUUGGACACUUGUGGGGUGUGCGGACAACACAUUCAGAGUCGGCGGCCUAAGCUGCUUCCUUGCCUUCACUCGCUCUGUCAGCGUUGCCUACCUUCUCCUCAUCGCUACCUCAUGCUGCCACCUCCCGCAGCCCCUUCGCCGGGCGGCGGCGGCUGCUGCGGCCCCAAAGAUCCGCCGCUGCCGCCGCCGCCGCCACUGCUCCAGCCGUCCUCGGCGCCUUCUUCGCCGGUCUCCGCGCCGCCUUCGCCGUUGCACUGUAAUCCGGUUGGUGUUGUUCGCUGUCCAAUUUGUGGCCAGGAAUGUGCAGAAAGACACAUUAUUGACAACAUCUUUGUGAAGGAUACUACUGAGGUUCCCAGUAGUACAGUGGAGAAGUCAAAUCAGGUGUGUGUGUGUAGGUGUUUUGGGGAUUCCUAAAACUGUCAAAUAUGAUAAUCCAUUGACAAAUACAAACUAAUGCUUGGUGAAAAUUCUUUUAGUCAUAUAUUAUUUUA